Molecule: messenger RNA, 1665 nt
Organism: Closterium sp. Naga37s-1
Lineage: Eukaryota; Viridiplantae; Streptophyta; Zygnematophyceae; Desmidiales; Closteriaceae
Source: the annotation of a GenBank genome assembly
AUGUGGGCCAAGCAGACGAAACAACCCGCGGCGGGUGCGGAGGACGGAAGCGGAAUUUCCACUCCCGCCACGGCCGGUGGUUCCGCGCGACGAGAAGACCGCGCGGGGAAUGAGUUACUGCGCCCGUCCGCCAGCAGCGACGCUCGAUGCAGUUCCGCGCGUCACGCACGCGGUGUUUCCGGCAGCGGGAGAAACAUCGGCGAAAGUUCCGCUCGAUACAGCCCCCGAAUUGGGGAUGCUUGUGCGUCUUUCGAGGAGACAAUCGAUGGAAAGCGCGACGAAGCCGCGGAUGGCGCCGUGACUGACGGUGCGAGUGACGGCGCGAGUGACGGCGGUGAUUCGGACGACGAGUUUGUGGGUCUUUAUUGGACGGCCGUGGAGCACCGCCAAGCGGCAAACGCGGCGCUUUCCACGGCGCUGAAUCGACUCGGGGUGGGCGCAAAAGGGGGAAGAGGGGACGAAUGUUUGGUGGGGGGAAGCGCGCGGCACGGCGGGCGCAGCAACGAUGCGGAAGUGUUUGGCGGAGGGGGGAAGGCGGAAGGGCUCGGGGGAAGGCGGAGGCGGAGCAGCAGCUGGGGCAACCUCGCGGAGUCGCAGCAUCCGCUGCAGGCUGGGGAAGGGGACGGAAGCGGGCGGUUCGCGCGGCGACAGGGGGAGGAAGCUGCGGAGGAAGCUGCGGAGGAAGGGGAGAAUGGGGAAGCGGCGGGAAAAUCGGAGAAAGAAGCGGAGCACCCCGCUUGUCAGGAGGGACACCAGGGAGGGAUGCGCAGAAAUGGAGGGAAUGGAAGGAAUCUUGUCAGGAGAGACACCAGGGGUCGCCCAGCCCCCGACGACCUCCCUCUUGGGUACUCCGCCUCUUCCCCCACUCCCCUCUCUCCAGCCUCAUUAAUUUCCCCAUCAGCCAGCCCCUUAACGUCCCCCUCAGCAGCUGCUGCUGUGGCUGGGUUUCCGCGGCACGCACCAGCAGCACUGGCCCCUAAUGGUGGUGCCAGCACGCCUAAGGGCGGGGCCAUGGCAGUGCGCGCAGCGGCAGGGGGUGCGAGAAGAGGAGGGUGUGCGGGAGGUGACUCGAGCAGGGUUGGUGUGAGCCGCUCUGGUGGUGUGGCGUCUCUGGCGACUGCUCGACCUGCCAACCCGCUGCGAGUGAACGGCCGGCGCCUCAGCGCGGGCGACCUCAGUGCUCUGCUCGGCGGCAGCAGCUUUGAAACUAGCGAUUCUGACUACACGUCUGGUUACCCCACUGGUUACCCCACUGGUUACCCCACCAAAGACACGGGUGUAACCAUGGCUGUGGAUGUGACCAGCAGCGGCGGCGGCAGCAGCAGCGAGCGGUCGAGGCAAAUGUGCUUGAAUGAGGCGCGGCAGAUCGCUGGGGUCUGCUACCCCUCACUUGCAGCCGGCUCCCCUGCUCCUGGUCCUCCUGGCCCCUCUGGCCCUUCUGGUCCUGCCAGUCCUCCUGGCCGUGUCGGGCCUCUCGGGUCCCUAGGCCCUCUCGCCCCUCCUCGCCCUGCUUCCAUUGGCAAGCCGCUUGGAGGUGACAUCACCAGGCUGUCCGAGUCUCCCCGAGCUGCCCCUAGAGUUGGCCAGCGCCUGUGUCAACUGGCAACAGUUUCCAUCGUCGACUCUCCGGUCGUUUCAACACGCAGCAAGCAUCACAGCUCGUGA